Molecule: messenger RNA, 1548 nt
Organism: Theobroma umbraticum
Lineage: Eukaryota; Viridiplantae; Streptophyta; Magnoliopsida; Malvales; Malvaceae
Source: RefSeq, a predicted model, not a curated record
AUGCCUAGCUCUCUAUUUAGACACCUGCUAAGCAUUUGGAAAGACAUACACUCUUUGAUGGUUUCUCCUUUUCUCCCUGUUGACCAGUCUCGCACCAUGAUGUCAAGCUCCAGGAGCCUCCAGCCCACCAUAAGUGCAGCAGGGUUGACGAGAAAGAGGGCUACGGCCUUGUCAGAAAAUGAGUUGAUCGCUUUCAUUCAAUCUGUCAUUUCUGAUGAACAGCAAACGGAACCAUUUUACGUGCUUGAUUUGGGCGUUGUUGCGGAUCUCUUUGACAUGUGGAUUCGUAAUCUUCCCAUGGUUCAACCAUUCUACGCUGUCAAGUGCAACCCCAAUCCGGCUCUACUCAGAGAAAUGGCCGCACUCGGCUCCAACUUCGAUUGUGCAAGCCGUGCUGAGAUAGAAGCCGUUCUGGCUUUAGGGGUUUCCCCUGAUCGAAUUGUCUUUGCAAACCCAUGCAAAGCAGAGUCUCACAUCAAGUAUGCUGCUAGCGUUGGCGUUAACCUAACUACUUUUGAUUCAAAAGAUGAACUUGAAAAGAUUCGAAAGUGGCACCCAGAGUGUGCCUUAUUCAUCCGAAUCAAACCCCCCGAAACCAGUGGCGCAAGAUUUCAAUUAGGUGCUAAAUUCGGUGCACUUCCUGAGGAAGUUGUUCCUCUUCUCCAGGCGGCUCAAGCUGCACAGUUCACUGUUCAGGGGGUCUCCUUCCACAUUGGUAGCGGAGCCACCCACUUCCGUGCAUUUGAAGAAGCCAUAGCAGCAGCAAAAACAGUUUUUGAAAAAGCUGCUCAACUUGGCAUUCCGAAUAUGCAUAUACUAAACAUCGGAGGGGGCUUCACAGCAGGCCCACGGUUCACCGAAGCAGCACCCGUCGUGAAAACCGCUCUCCAAAAGUAUUUUUUCAAUGAGCCUGGCUUAAAAGUUAUGGCGGAACCUGGUUUAUUCUUUGCCCAGUCGUCUUUCACGCUAGUAGCCAGCAUUAUCGGGAAGCGAGUUAGGCAUGAGCGUAGAGAGUACUGGAUAAACGAUGGGAUCUACGGGUCCUUCAACUUUUUGCUGUACGAUCAUGACGAUGUGAUCUUAACUCCUCUUGCAUGCACAUCCAACCGUGGCAACCCAACUUGCAAAGGGUUAAAGACAUAUGAUUCCACAGUUUUCGGACCCACAUGUGAUGCCGGGGACACAGUUUUGAAAGGUCACCCUUUGCCGGAAGUGCAGGUGAAUGACUGGCUGGUGUUUCACAAAAUGGGCGCUUACACCUCGUCUUGUGGAACCAAGUUCAAUGGGUUCGACACAUCUGCCAUUUCCACUUACAUUGCCUACUCCGAUCAAAGUUGAUUAAACCAAAAAACAAUCUGUCUGAUCUUGAACUGAGUGAUCAGUUUAUGUUUGUUGUUGUAUCAAUAAAGAUGAGGAUCAUGCCCCCAAUAUCUCUUACUCCGUGGAUAAGAACUUCAGUCGAGAAAUGAGGCAGAAACCUCUGUCAAUAAAACUUUUCCAUUGGACUGAGUGUUUUCAUAUUUGAUAAUCUAUAAAUUUUCUAUAUCC